AUGGAGCGCGUCCACAACGUAAACCCGUUCGCCAAGCGCGACGAGCACACCAAGAACACAGUCAUCACCUACAAGGUCUUGACCACUGUUACAUGGUUGCUCUCCGUCGUCGUCUCGUUCUACUACACCUUCAACAGUCCUCACGAUGGCAACUGGGCCCGACGACGCAUCUGGCAACAAAACGAUGCCUACCCGACGGCGUUCCGAUUGAACAGCAUUAUCGCGAGCAUCUACUGGCUUGUUCUCUUCAUUCUCCAGGGUGGCUACAUCGCUCACCUGUUCUCGGGCAAUGUCGAGCGUGUAAAUGCCGCGUGCUCUGUCGGAAGUCACUUCAUCUUGAACAACCUGUUCCACUUCGCAUUCGUCAUGCUCUUCGUGAGAUCGGCGUUUGGAUGGGCCGAGCUGAUCAUUAUCCUGAACUUCGCCAACUUGUCCUCACUCUACUUCCGCCACCCCGGAUACGCCCGCUUCAUCCACCAGGCGGCCGUCUCUGGACCGCUUGCCUGGACCUUUGUCGCCAUCUACUGGAACGGUGCUAUCAUGGUACCUGACGCCAACUCACUGGUGGCUCGCAUUUUUGGCAACAUCUUCAUCUGGAGUAUCAUGGUCUACGGACUGUUCUUCAUCGUCGUCUACAAGGAUUACACGAUGGGUUUCAACCUCAGUGUCCUUUCUGCAGCCAUCGGUGUCUCUCAAUUCUUACGUCAGGUUGUCGCGUUCCAGUGGAUCUUUGCGUUCACCAUCAUGGCCGUCCUGUUCGUUGCCACGGUUGUCGUUGCCAUUCCUGCUGCAACCGGAAAGGACUUCGGGUUUGGCAGGACCCAAGAAAGCGACACCGAGCGAGCUCCUCUGCUUGCCGAGAGCUAA
Anthostomella pinea is the source of this 867-nucleotide messenger RNA. The record is from the annotation of a GenBank genome assembly. NCBI's taxonomy places the organism in Eukaryota, Fungi, Ascomycota, Sordariomycetes, Xylariales, Xylariaceae.